Messenger RNA from Schizosaccharomyces octosporus yFS286, 1139 nucleotides. RefSeq lists its product as uncharacterized. Gene Ontology annotation, biological process: RNA processing. Gene Ontology annotation, cellular component: nucleus. Bases 82 to 1068 code for a protein of 328 amino acids. Gene Ontology annotation, molecular function: mRNA binding. The transcript is spliced from 2 exons. NCBI's taxonomy places the organism in Eukaryota, Fungi, Ascomycota, Schizosaccharomycetes, Schizosaccharomycetales, Schizosaccharomycetaceae. The record is from RefSeq and is a predicted model, not a curated record.
GUUUACGCUAGGACCAGCAAGAAUGAACUUUCUAAAACAUUUCUUUACCAAAUUCAAUUGUUAAAUUCAGUCAUAGCCAUCAUGUCUGAAGAACAGAAAGAACAAGUUCAAACUGCUCCCGUAGAGAACCAGGCACCUCAAGAGGCUGUCGCAAAGCCUACUGAAAAUGUUUCUGAAAAAGUUGAGUCUUUUGAUGAAAAUGGUGUUUUGAAGCAAGUCGAAUUUUAUUUCUCUGACUCCAAUUUACCUCGUGACAAAUUCUUGUGGACUGUUUCUCAAAAAAAUGACGGUUGGGUCCCUAUCGAAACAAUUGCUUCCUUCAAACGUAUGCGUCGUUAUCAGCCUUUAGAAGCCGUUGUCGCUGCUUUACGCAAGAGCCCAGAAUUGCUUGAAGUCGAUGAAGCCGGUGAAAAGGUUCGUCGUAAGGUUCCUAUUGUCCGCCCCGACCCUUCUGCUAUACAACGUUCCAUGGAAAGCAGUGUAUAUGCUAAGGGCUUCGGUGAGGAACAAGAGGAUACUCAAAUUGCCUUGGAAAACUUCUUCCAACAAGAAGGUGGUGAAAUUGCUUCCCUUCGUUUGCGCCGUGAUGAGGAUAACAAAUUCAAGGGAAGUGUUUUCGUGGAAUUCAAAACUCCCGAAAUUGCUAAAGAAUUUUUGGAAAAGGUCAAGGGAUCUCCCUUAAAACACAAUGAAACAGAAUUAACUGUCAUGUCCAAGAAGGAAUACGUGGAUAUGAAGGCCGAGCAACAUCGAAAUGAUCCCCCUAAGCCUGGCAAUAAGCGUAGACGCUUCGACGCCUUCAAGAUGAUGGAUCGUGAGCAAUCUCAGAAGCGUGGUCCCAAGAGAGGAAGAACUACCAGGGGAUCCGCCAAGGAAUCCAAGAAGCAGGAAAGCCAAGAAAAGCAGGAUGGCCAAGAGAAGCAAGAAGAGCCUCAAGGUAGUGAAGUACCAAAGAAGUCUGAAGAUACCAACGAGACUGAGAAGUCAAAUGAACAACCCAAGCCUGAAGGUGAGACUGCAGCAGCUACCGGCGAAAAGGAAGAAACUGCUCCUGCUUCCACAAACUAAAAAUAAUUAAAAGUGAUUUUAUUAACAGUUUGGAAUAAUUCAUUUUGAGGAAUAAAAUGGUUAGUAUGGGA